AUGCUAUUCAAUGACUUUUACCGGUGGUAUCAAAACGAGGAAACCACACACCAGUUAUUAGGAACAGGAAGGAACGUUUGUGGGCAGACGUGUGAAGCUAGAACUAGUCGUCCUGCGUUAGCUAGCCACAGAUAACUUAUGAUUGGCGAUGCGUUAACUGUUAAUAGCAAUUUAAGAAGACAGCCCGCGUAGACACUUUCUAAAGCAAGUGGACUAAGACCAAUCGGUUAGAUUGUGGCGAGUGGUUGCGACUCCAUUUAACUAUUGUCAAACAUCAGAUCGGAUCCAUGCAUUUGGUGCAUCAAACUGGUGACCUGUCAGUCGGUCUGUACGAGAACCUAGCUAGCAAGCCAGCUAGCUUUAAUGGCGUUGAUGGCUAGCAAGUUCCCUUCAAUUACGGUCAUUUUUGCUUGUCUUUGGCUGAGCAUUUUGUUGUGUUAAGCAGGCACGGUGUGGAUUUCUACAUCCUCGCGUUGUUCGUGACAGCAAGCAAAACACUUUCUUGGCUAGUAGUGAUACCCACUGCACGCGUUCUCUGUCACCAGCUUUGCGGUUGUCCAAGCAAAGCGCACUUGGAAGACUUUCGCGAAGGAGCGACUUGGUUAGAAGGCAAGCCAUUAAACACGAUGGAUAGGACGGAGCUUAUUCAGAAGGCCAAGCUCGCUGAGCAGGCAGAGCGCUACGACGACAUGGCGGCGUCCAUGAAGGAGGUGACGGAAGGCGGAGUAGAACUGUCGAACGAGGAGAGGAAUCUGCUCUCGGUCGCCUACAAGAACGUCGUCGGCGCGCGGAGGUCGGCAUGGAGGGUGAUCUCCAGCAUCGAACAGAAGACCGAGGGCAGCGACAAGAAGCUGCAGAUGGUGAAGGAAUACCGGGAGAAAGUGGAACAGGAACUAAGAGAUAUUUGCAAUGAUGUGCUGGAGCUUUUGACCAAAUUUUUGAUCGAGAAGUCCACGACCCCUGAGAGCAAGGUCUUCUACCUGAAGAUGAAGGGGGACUACUACAGAUACCUCGCCGAAGUGGCCUCAGGAGACGACAAGAAGGACACGAUAACCAACUCCCAGGGCGCCUACCAGGAGGCGUUUGACAUCAGCAAGGCGGAGAUGCAGCCCACGCACCCCAUCCGCCUGGGCCUGGCCCUCAACUUCUCCGUCUUCUACUACGAGAUCCUCAACUCCCCCGAGCAGGCCUGCUCCCUGGCCAAGCAGGCAUUUGAUGAAGCCAUUGCUGAGCUGGACACACUGAACGAAGACUCGUACAAAGACAGCACUCUCAUCAUGCAGCUCCUGCGUGACAACCUGACAUUAUGGACCUCUGACAACGCUGCUGAUGAGCCGGAGGGAGGAGAUGGAGAGAACUAGAGGAUGUCAAGCCACCUCUCCCCACAUCAGACCGCAGGAAAAAGAUGAUGAAGACAAAAAAAAAACUUUUUACAGCCAUCUCUUCAUUCCUCAUUUCACUUCCAGAAUAUUCUAUCUGUGGAUACCUGUCCUUGCAAUUGUGCUGGUAUGUGUGUGUGUUUUGUGAGUGUGUGCAGUGCCUGUAAAAAAAACACUCCACUUCAUUCCCCCCCUUUUUAAAGUUUUUCAUGGCUUACAAACACUGGAUCAUGAUUAAUAUAAUUUGGUAUUUUUGUGAUUAAGAUUAUUAAUGUAAUUGGGUAUGUUUGAGAUUAUGUGAAAACAAAAUCAAAAGUCUAUCUCUAGAGGGCUUGGUUCAGGAUGACUCGAGUCUUCUCCGUCGCCUCUAGUUAAUCAUGCCAUGCAAUUACCGGUACUUCAAUCGAUUAGCAAUUAAGAUGGCAUCUGGGAUUGUUUGGAAACUAUAGUUCCGUUAUUAGUAGUGAAUCUUUAUUAGUAGGAAUCCCACAAGAAUACAACAUUCCUGACUGUGAGAAGACUAUUUGAAAAAAAAACGAAAACAAAAAAAAACCCUUGGGAUACAAACGCAACUAACUGCUUUUCACUCCAUGAGGCUGAAACUGGGCUUAGGAAGGGGCGGUGUUAAAACUCUCAAUUCGAAUGAUGGAACAGUCUUCAAUCAUGCCUGUAAAUCUUAUGGAUUUUGAGCUUUCCGAACAGAGAAAAGAGUAACAGAUUGUUAAAGAAUACUACAGCUUGUUUCAACUCAAGGUCUGCCUUAUGGAGGAAUUUUAAAGUCAACCUCAGGAGGAAGAGUUUAAUGAUCCAGACUGAAUACUUUAUCCAUGAUGUUAAUAAAUAAAUUGAAUAUCUAAGAAGGUGGAUGAAAAUGUUUUUCAGGCACUGUACAUGUGUAUGUGUAUGGACUUAUUUUGACGUUUAUUUCCCCUCCACAACUUUUUAUUAUAUGAUCAAAAAAAAAAAAAAGGUAAUUUGACCUUCAUUCCUUGAAUUGUGUUGGUUCUGGCCCUCCCUACGUGCAGUCUCUGCCAUAGAAAAGUAUUAAUAGUUGUAUGUAAUGCUGGUAAUUUACUCUGGUUAAUGACAAUAGCGAGGUUUGUGUGUAUCAUUUCAACUUCCAAGGGAAAAAAAAUGCAUUUCAAUCCCUGGCAAGAGCAGUGGGAAGUACACACACACACACACACACGCACAUGUUAUAUCGGUGAUGUGAGACACUUUCAUUUGCCAAGUUCUGUCUUGUGUCUUUCAACUUUCCUUCUCUGACCUUGUUGCUACUGUACACCAACUGAAGAGACAUGUGAGGGUCUCUGGUGACAACUGGUUAUUUCCUGUUGUUGUGUUGGUGUGUUGGUAAUAGGCCUCUGAAAGUGGGGGCCUCCGUUCCGCUUCGAGGCCUCUUCUACUUUGUCCGCUGUAGUCAAACCGCAGUAGCAACUCCUCUAUCUCCUUCAAACAAGCCAAUGAUUCUUGAGCAGUAGUAGGGCGCGACCUGCCGAGGUCACAAACAUAGGGGCCGGUGCAACCUUCGAAGGGCACAAACACUCCUCCUUGAGUUAUGUUCGCAUCAGUGUGUUUACAUUGUAGCAUGUAUGACUUGAUAUAAUUUCCAUGAUGCGGCGGUGUUUUACGCAGACCAAAUGAAGGCUACAUACUACACCAAUAUAUUUAUAUGACCACCUCAUGCAUGCCAGGUGUCAGUUGUACACUGGAAUGGGAACUAAUUCUGCAAUCACGUUAUGCCCACUUUGAGCGUAGUACUUUUCAUCGCAGAUCAGUGCACAUGUGCGAAGGCUGUCUUGGACUGGUCUGUACAGUCAGUGCUUCGUCUUUAGAAAUUUGGACCACUGUUGUGUAUUUGCAAAAAUCAUUUGAUUGUAGUCAUUAUAAACAGCCUUGUGGAAACGUAUAAAUGCCCUACGCAAGUUGUGUAACAUGAAUAAAGAUGACGUUUUGUAAACCA
Messenger RNA from Engraulis encrasicolus (European anchovy), 3342 nucleotides. RefSeq names its product 14-3-3 protein beta/alpha-A-like. The coding region runs from base 627 to 1361 and encodes 244 amino acids. The transcript has 6 exons. Gene Ontology annotation, biological process: signal transduction; intracellular protein localization. The record is from RefSeq and is a predicted model, not a curated record. Lineage: Eukaryota; Metazoa; Chordata; Actinopteri; Clupeiformes; Engraulidae. Gene Ontology annotation, cellular component: cytoplasm.